AUGUCCACAUUACCAGCAUUCACCGACCUCAAUGCCACUUGGGCAUUCAUCCAACCAGGGUUGGAGUUUAUACUUGGUGCGCAGAAUGAUCAAGGUGUCACCUCGACAAUGUACAUGAAUUGCUACACUGCUGUGUACAAUUAUUGUGUCAACAAAUCAAGACGUGGUCUGACAUCAGUGGCAAAUAGCACUGAAAACAACUCUUACUCUCUAGCAGGGGCAGAGAUUUACAACAAAUUGGAAACGUACUUGGUGCAGUUUAUACGUAAUUUAAGGAAAACCCCCAAUGAAUCGUUUUUGGAGUUUUAUGUUCGCCGCUGGACGAGAUUCACCAUUGGGGCAGUAUACAUGAACAACGUGUUUGAUUAUAUGAACAGAUACUGGGUGCAAAAGGAGAGAUCGGAUGGGAGAAAGGAUGUGUUUGAUGUUAAUACAUUGUCGUUGAUCAAGUGGCGAAACGAAAUGUUUCAACCUAAUGCUGACGUUUUGAUUGAACAGGUGUUGGAUUUGAUUGAAAAACAGAGAAAUCAUUUGAUUGUGGAUACGAAUUUAAUCUCGAGUGCUAUCAAGUCAUUGGUUUAUUUGAGUAUUGAUAUUCAGGAUUUGAAAAAACCAAACUUAAUUAUAUAUGUUAAUUCUUUCGAGAAACCCUUUUUGGAUGCAACAAUGAGCUACUAUACAAAGGAGAGUUCUGAGUAUUUGACAAACCACAAUGUUGUUGAUUAUAUGAAGAAAUGUGAGACGAGAUUGGCAGAGGAGAUUUCCCGAUCAAACACGUUUUUAGAAGAUCAUUCGAAAAAGGCAUUUGUAAGCAUCCUCAAUCAAGCAAUGAUUGAAAACCACGCUUCGGAAAUGUACGAUCAGUUUAUUGUAUUGCUUGAGCAGAACCAGAUUGAUCACAUUCAACGAAUGUAUAAGCUCUUGAUGAGGGUGCCAAAGACUUUGGACCCAUUGGCAUCAGCAUUGGAGGAAUACAUCAAAAAGGAGGCCAAUGCAGCUAUUGAAAAAAUCAAGAACGAAGCAGAUGCCGGUGAAGGGAAGAAGAAAGGCGGAGUUGAACCGAAGAACUACAUCAACACAUUGAUUGCAAUUUAUAACCAAUUUAAUGACAUUGUGAUACAAGCUUUCAGCAAGGAUACAAAGUUUAUCAGGUCGUUGGACAAUGCCUGUCGUCAUUUUGUCAACAACAAUGCCAUUGCUGUUCCCAAACCUCGAGCUGCAUGCAAAACGCCAGAAUAUUUGGCUAAAUAUGCCGAUGGGUUCCUCAAAAGUAAUGCCAAAGAUGCUGAUAUUGUUGAUAUGAAUGCCGACAAUUUGAUGAUUGUUUUUAAAUUCAUCAAUGAUAAAGACACAUUUGAAGAGCAUUAUCGACGCUCUUUGGCAAAGAGAUUGAUUAAUGGUACUUGCAAGUCGGAUGAAUUGGAGGAGAGUGUUAUUCACAGAUUGCAAGAGGAAAACUCAAUCGAGUACACUUCCAAGAUGACAAAGAUGUUUUCCGAUAUGAAGGCGUCGGAGGAUUUAAAGUCAAAAGUGAAGGAAUCAGAUCAAUUUGUAAAGGAGUUCAACCCAUUGGUUCUUGCCCAGAGUAUGUGGCCAUUUCGUCAUGUUGCUGAUUAUGAUUUAAAAGUGGCACCUGAACUUGAAGCACCACUUGCCAACUUGAAACAAGUUUACGCCACUCAACAUCAAGGGAGAAAGUUACAAUGGUUGUUUAACCACGGUAGAGCUGAGGUUAAAGCCAAUCUUUCCAAAAAGGGGAAACCACCAUUCCAAUUUCAAGUUAGUAAUGUUCAGUUGAUGAUAUUGAUGGCGUUUAAUAAGAAAUCUAGCUACACGUACAACGAAUUGUAUGACAUUGUUGGUUGCAACAAAAUAGUGUUUGAUAACCAUCUCAAUCCCCUCAUCAAAUUCAAAUUAGUUGAGUCUAGUAAUGAGAACCUAGCUAAUGCCACUUUAAAGAUUGUCGAAUACUACAACUCCAAAAAAGUAAAAGUCAACUUCAUCAGCGGUAUCAAAUCUGUCGACGUUAAGCAAGAGGAAGAGGACGCCACAAGGGAAAUUGUUGCCGCUAGACAAACCUACAUACAAGCCACCAUUGUUAGAAUUAUGAAGAGUAGAAAAGAUUUGGGAAACACUGAAUUGUUGAAUCAAGUUAUGGAGGCAGCUCUGACAAGGUUCACCACUAGAGUACUCGAUAUAAAGAAGCUGAUUGAUACAUUGAUUGAGAAGGAGUAUAUACGUAGAGAGGGAGAUAAAUAUGUCUAUAUAAGUUGA
This is a messenger RNA of Lodderomyces parapsilosis, 2274 nucleotides long. It is a transcript of the gene CDC53, whose product is annotated as cullin. Lineage: Eukaryota; Fungi; Ascomycota; Pichiomycetes; Serinales; Debaryomycetaceae. Gene Ontology annotation, cellular component: SCF ubiquitin ligase complex. Gene Ontology annotation, biological process: SCF-dependent proteasomal ubiquitin-dependent protein catabolic process; protein ubiquitination. The record is from RefSeq and is a predicted model, not a curated record. Bases 1 to 2274 code for a protein of 757 amino acids. Gene Ontology annotation, molecular function: ubiquitin protein ligase binding. The transcript has a single exon.